AGGUCUUGCUCUCUUACGCAGGCUGGAGUGCAGUGGUGCAAUCACGGCUCACUGCAGCCUCAACCUCCUGGACUCAACUGAUCCUCCCACUUCAGGCUCCGGAGUAGCUGGGACUACAGGUGCACGCCACUACUCCCGGCUAAUUUUUUAUUUUUUGUAGAGACAGGGUUUUCCUGUGUUGCUCAGGUUGGUCUUGAACUCCUGGGCCCAGGCAAUCUCCCCACCUCAGCCUCUCAAAGUGCUGGGAUUACAGGCGUGGGCCACUGCACUCUGCCAAAGCAACCAAUUCUUUAGUUCUACACAGAUGAGAACCUUCCUUUGAUAUAAUCCUUUUGUCAAAAGACAGUUUUACAUAAACAAUUUAGCACCCCACUCCAUGCCUGGCGCAAAGCAGAUAUGUAAAUGUGUAUCCAUGCAAGAAUCAAAUCCUUUAUGUCAGUCCAGAAUGAAGUAGAUAAAACAAGAAAUGCUUAUAAAUUAAGGCUUUGGUGGCAAGAUUUAGGCAGCUGAGAAAGCACACCUUUUUAUUCCUCACAAGCAUCACCUUUUGAAAGAUGCCUAUGCUCUUAAAACAGGUCGAGAGAGGAAAUUUAAGAAUGAAUACACAUUGGGCUAAAACUUUACUAUAUUUCUUCCUAAGAGGGAACCAGACCUCUAAGUUGGGACGGCUCUUGCUUAUGAAGGGAAAUGUGCCAUAAUUCCUGUCAUUUUACUUGGGUCUUUUAAAAACCGCAAAUUCUCAUCUUCCACUGGCUGAGAGUAAAAAGAAAUAAAAGCAGUAAAGACUUCUUUUUGUGCGUAGGUGGCCCCGGUGUUCAUGCUGAAUACAGAUUUUUACACGAUAAAAUCUUAAAUAUCUCUAUAUGGAACGGAAUCCAUUUUUCCUGCCUCGGGAAGGAUUUCUGCGCUCUCGGGUGAAGUUCCUGAAGCAAGGAACCAGUUCCCCUCCACCUGUACUCUUGAGAGGAAUUCUCAGGUCACCUGAAACACGAGUUUCAGGACGACCCAUUCGUUCAGCGACCCAUUCUUUCACCCAGCCCAGAGCUCUGCGAAGCGGGACACGGGCAGUGCAACGGAAACAACCGGACACCGAGGCCCCCGAGGGCUGAGGCCGCGGCAGAGGCGGCGGCGCGGUGACGGGCGUGACUCCGGCCUUCCGGCUUUGCUGAGGGGCGGCCCCGGGACACCUGAGCCCCGCGGGGCCGUGAGCGCUCAGCACAGCUCCGGGCCGGAAUCACGAUCCACCAGCACCGCGCUGGCGCUGGGAACGGCGGCGGUGACGGACCGGGGACCGGAAGUGAAGGACCGCGGAGGACAGCUGCUUCCGGCGCCGUAACUGCUGCCAUCUUCUCCGCGCUAUGGCUGCGUUCAGCCGUCAGGUCCUUGAUUGGCACCGCCUGAUCCCCCUCACCUGGGCCUGUAUGGCUAGGCAGACUCCUCAUCUUGGAGAACAGAGAAGGACGACAGCUUCUUUGUUGCGCAAACUAACUACAGCCUCCAAUGGAGGGGUCAUUGAGGAGUUAUCUUGUGUUAGAUCCAAUAACUACGUGCAGGAACCAGAGUGCAGGAGGAAUCUUGUUCAGUGCCUCCUUGAGAAGCAGGAGACUCCUGUGGAACAAGGGUCCUUGGAGCUAGAGAGGGUCAUCAGUUCCCUCCUGGACAUGGGUUUCAGCAGUGCCCAUGUUAAUGAAUUGCUCAGUGUACAGCGAGGUGCCAGUCCUCAACAGUUGCUGGACAUCAUUUCUGAAUUUAUUCUCUUGGGUCUGAAUCCAGAGCCUGUGUGUGUGGUCUUGAAGAAAAGUCCCCAGUUAUUGAAACUGCCCAUUAUGCAAAUGAGGAAGCGCUCCAGUUACCUGCGAAAGCUUGGGCUUGGAGAAGGGAAAUUAAAGAGGGUGCUUUACUGUUGCCCUGAAAUUUUCACCAUGCGUCAGCAGGACAUUAAUGACACUGUCAGGCUUCUCAAGGAGAAGUGCCUUUUCACGGUACAGCAAGUCACCAAGAUUUUGCACAGUUGCCCCUCUGUUCUUCGAGAGGACCUGGAUCAACUGGAAUACAAGUUUCAGAAUGGUAGGUUUCAAGACUCUGUAUCUGGGACUCCUAAGUGUGUCUGUGUCUUCCAGUAUGCGUACUUCAGGAUGGGAAUUAAGCAUCCAGACAUUGUAAAGACUGAGUACUUGCAGUAUUCACUAACCAAGAUUAAGCAGAGACACAUUUACCUGGAGCGCCUGGGACGGUACCAAACCCCUGAUAAGAAGGGGCAGACACAGAUCCCUAACCCAUUGCUCAAGGACAUCCUCAGAGUUUCAGAAGCCGAGUUUUUGGCCAGGACAGCCUGUACUUCUGUUGAGGAGUUUGAAGUUUUUAAGAAGCUCCUGGCUCGGGAGGAGGAGGAGUCUGAGAGCAGCACAUCUGAUGACAAAAGGGCAAGUCUGGAUGAGGAUGCGGAGGACGAUGAUGAGGAUGAGGAGGAUGACGAGGCGGAGGACAGUGAUGAGGAUGAGGACGACGAGGAGGAGGAAUAGCUGUGAUGGAAGGACUAGAGCCAAAGGGCCCAGAGAUAUCAAGGAAGCUUUUCAUUCUCUUAAAGCUUUUGGGUCCUUGAAUCUUCUCAAGUUAUUUUUUAUUCUAAAACUGGUCUCUUGAUGAAAAAAAUUAUAAGUCCCCUGAGAGACAGAUCAAACCAAACAGGAAACAGGAAAUGCAUGUUUGAUCUGUUGUCAGGUGUCUGUGGGGAGGGCCCUGUCCCAUCCUGAAUAAAAUACUUAUGUUGAGCUAUUCAAAUCGAGGGGACUCAAUACAUCAACAUUUGGUUUUAUUUUUUUCUCUUUUGAAUGUGUUGGUGAUAAUUCCGUGACAGUUGGAAGAUGGGGUUCGUUCUUCCGGUUCAGGAAUCACUUUGUAUUUCCUUCUAGUGAUAAAAAUAAAAUUACGAGAAGGCAAUGUGAGGUUUUAGUACAUCAUAGCACUUUAUUUUAUGAAAACAUGUAGCAGAUUUUCCACAAAAAUACUUAUUUUUAAUCCAAAAGUAUAUUGCUUCAUAAUGGUAUUCAGUUGUACAGCAGAGUAAAAGGAAGUUGAUUCGUGACGUAUUGGUUAAUUUUGCAUGGCUUCUUAAGGCCAGCAAAAUACUGGCAGUUUUCUUUAUCUUUGUGAAGAACAGGCCCUUCCUGUUUGGGGAAGUUGGCUUUUAUGUCAGCUGUUGGCCAGCGGUCACUUCCAGGCCUGGUGUCUCCGGCCCUGUAGUCUGUAGUGCCAGACUGUGCUGGCCUGGAGAGUGCUGGGGCAGGUGGAGGCCAGGGAAUGGUCCCAUACAGUUAUCUCCCCUGCCCUGGUUUCAGACAGCUUCGAGAACCAGAGGAGAAGAGCAUAGGGUCAUGGAGCAGGUGGGCUGAAGCCAGGGCCACAGGGAGCUCUCCAUGACCCCCCAUGGUGGGUGUGGGGGGGGCGUGUCACCUUAGGGAACUCAGUGAGUCUGAAGAACAAUUUGAAAUGUUGGGAAAAGAAAAGAGGAAUUUGAUGUAAGCCAGGGGUGAUCCCUGAGGUAGAGGCCUGUCUCUGAUGGCAUGAGCUGUAAGGGUCCUGGAGGAUUGGUACAUUCCAGUUAGCCCUCUUUAGGGGAAACUGGCAUAGGAUUGAUGCAGAAGGCAUUUUUGAUGAUGGGACCAAAAUUCAAGUCUCCUUGGUAGCAAUCUAGGAUCGACUAGAUUCUAGGAUCUGGUAGAUUCUAGGAUUCUAGUGGGUAGAGGCCAGGGAUGCUGUAAAACAUCCUGCAGUGCACAGGAUGGUCCCACAAGAGAGGAUGAUCUGGCCCAAAAUGUCAGUGCUGAGCCUGAGAAACUCAUCUAAGGCCUGGUCCACUAAAGUAAUGUGACUGUUCACUCGUGACAACUUCAGAUGGUAAAUGGACUUAGGAUCGUAUUAUUUUAUUUAAAAGAAAAAUAAGGAGCUGGUUUUUCAGCCGGGUUCCUUUCCCCUAUGCACUGGAAUACCCCGGUAGGUGUGAGCUGCAUGCUACUGUGGGGAUUCAGCACUGAAGUCUAGGUGCUUUUGUUUUCUCCAGCAGCCUUGUCUUAGAGUGUGACUGCAAAGAAAAAGACUUUUGUUUUGCAAAAGAAAAGCAGCUCGGCGACUCCCUCCACAUCGCCACAGUUGAGUCAGACGGCAGUGGCAGUUGUUUGCCAGCGGAAGGAGUUCCUGCUAAGGGGAGGUGCAGGAGGUGAGCUGAUACCUGAGUGGGGCCCCUGCCUGUUGGGUUCUCCACUGGAGGACAGUGGGCACAGCAAAGACUCCCUUACUUGUACCUGGCAGCCCACAUGCAAUGGGGAAAAGGGAGAGUUUGUCUUUAUUGCCUUGCUUGGCCUUAGGCAAAACUGUUUGGAAAUGAGACAUUUCACUGUGCCAGUGUUUUCAUUUUCUCUUCCAUUGUGGCAUCCCGGUCACUGCCAUUCUCCCUAGAACCUAGGCUGUUGUUCUUGUGCCGAAUCAGAGGACUAAGUAGAAUCCUCAGUCUGCUUAGCCAUCCCAGUUUCAUUAGCAAAGGGGUAAUUCAGCAACUCAUGAUUGCUUCUUGCAUUUUGAUACAGAAAUAAAUCUUUAUGCUCCUGACA
Molecule: messenger RNA, 4607 nt
Organism: Symphalangus syndactylus (siamang)
Lineage: Eukaryota; Metazoa; Chordata; Mammalia; Primates; Hylobatidae
Gene: MTERF4
Product: mitochondrial transcription termination factor 4
Biological process (GO): mitochondrial transcription; mitochondrial ribosome assembly; regulation of DNA-templated transcription
Cellular component (GO): mitochondrion
Molecular function (GO): double-stranded DNA binding
Source: RefSeq, a predicted model, not a curated record